Zalophus californianus (California sea lion) is the source of this 3273-nucleotide messenger RNA. RefSeq names its product cytohesin 1 (gene CYTH1). The transcript has 13 exons. The record is from RefSeq and is a predicted model, not a curated record. Gene Ontology annotation, biological process: regulation of ARF protein signal transduction. Lineage: Eukaryota; Metazoa; Chordata; Mammalia; Carnivora; Otariidae. Bases 352 to 1554 code for a protein of 400 amino acids. Gene Ontology annotation, molecular function: guanyl-nucleotide exchange factor activity.
GAGAAAUGGCACCUAGCUCUGUCCAUAGCUCUGGUUGAAUCUGAGGAAAGAGUGCAAGUGCCGCCAGCCGAGUCCUCAGACUCAAGCCCAAGAUGCUUCCAGGGAGGAGGCGGUUAACUACUCCUUGGGCUUGACUUCAGGAACUGGGUGGUGGCCGUGACGCCUCUGCCGCUGGAGGCUCAUUGGCUCUGGAGUUCAGGAAGGAGCGCUGAGCUGUCCUGGUGGCGGCCUACGGCCCACAGGUAGUCCAGCCCCACCCGGCCCCCCCACCCCCGCCCAGGGACACUUUGUCCAGUGCUCCUUUGAAGAACAACAUCCAGCAACCUCCAGGGUCCUGCUGUGACGGGAAAGAUGGUCCUUACAACCACCACGGAGGAUGUGCCCAGUGACCUGACUGUAGAGGAGCGUCAGGAACUGGAGAACAUCCGGCGGAGAAAGCAGGAGCUACUGGCUGACAUUCAGAGGCUCAAGGAUGAGAUAGCAGAGGUAGCUAAUGAAAUUGAAAACCUCGGGUCCACAGAAGAAAGGAAAAACAUGCAGAGGAACAAACAGGUAGCCAUGGGCAGGAAAAAGUUUAACAUGGACCCUAAAAAGGGGAUCCAGUUCUUAAUAGAGAAUGAUCUGCUGAAGAAUACUUGUGAAGACAUUGCCCAGUUCUUGUACAAAGGGGAAGGCCUUAACAAAACCGCCAUUGGUGACUACCUGGGGGAGAGAGACGAGUUUAAUAUCCAGGUUCUUCAUGCAUUUGUGGAGUUACAUGAGUUCACUGACCUUAACCUUGUCCAGGCGCUACGGCAGUUCCUGUGGAGCUUCCGGCUGCCAGGGGAGGCCCAGAAGAUUGACCGGAUGAUGGAAGCGUUUGCCCAGCGCUAUUGCCAGUGUAAUAUUGGGGUGUUCCAGUCCACAGACACUUGUUACGUCCUCUCGUUUGCCAUCAUCAUGUUGAACACCAGCCUGCACAACCCCAAUGUCAAAGAUAAGCCCACCGUGGAGAGGUUCAUCGCCAUGAAUCGCGGCAUCAACGAUGGGGGAGACCUGCCUGAGGAGCUGCUCCGGAAUCUGUAUGAGAGCAUAAAAAACGAACCCUUUAAAAUCCCAGAAGAUGAUGGGAAUGACCUCACUCACACUUUCUUCAACCCAGACCGGGAAGGCUGGUUAUUGAAACUUGGAGGUGGCAGGGUCAAGACUUGGAAAAGACGCUGGUUUAUUCUGACUGACAACUGCCUUUACUACUUUGAAUAUACGACGGACAAGGAGCCCCGUGGGAUUAUCCCUUUAGAGAAUCUGAGUAUCCGGGAGGUAGAGGACUCCAAAAAGCCAAACUGCUUUGAGCUUUAUAUUCCUGACAAUAAAGACCAAGUGAUCAAGGCCUGCAAGACGGAGGCUGAUGGGCGGGUCGUGGAGGGGAACCACACCGUGUACCGGAUCUCAGCCCCGACGCCUGAGGAGAAGGAGGAGUGGAUUAAAUGCAUCAAAGCAGCCAUCAGCAGGGACCCUUUCUACGAGAUGCUGGCCGCAAGGAAGAAGAAGGUCUCCUCCACGAAGAGACACUGAGUCUGCCCAGCGAGCGGCGCCGGCGUGCGAGGCCCUGGGUCCUUCCUCCUAUCCUCCCCCACGGAUGGGCGGCGGGCUGCCGAGCAGGGGUGGCCCCUGCUGGGCGUCACCCUGAAUUCCUAGAGACUGGCUUCAGCUUUGCUAUUUGUUUUUAAGUGGGAGAAGGGUAGGAGUUCGCACGGGGGAGAGGGAACAGAGCCCCCGUCAGCACAUCAGCCUCCUUGCAAGUCUCCCGUUCAGCAGGUCUAAUAGCAGAGCUCGAAGCCAGCCGUUUACCUCUUGGUUAUUUCCCUGUGAAGAAGCCUUCAACCCUGCACCGUAAAUACACCUAUCGAUAUAUUAUUCUAUGUUAAGGAAAAAGUGGAAUGGAAGAGAAGCCACGUACUAUAAAGAUAUAUUUUUGUUUUUUAAAGAGAGAAAAAGAUAAAGGAGAGCCGUUCCGAGGUUCUGCCUGGUCCGGGGUGGAGGCUCCCAGGGCGGCCGCCGAGGGUCCCCCCCCCCGCCCCCGCCCGCCCCCGGCCCCGGCCCCCGGCCCACUGGUGGGAGCCGGCUUCUCAGCAGCCCGAGGGCGCAGGUGGUGGGACGGGCGGGCCGGCAGCAGCCGCCGCUUCUCCGUUCCAAGUGCCGGGGGAGCGGAGGGGAGAAGAGAAUCGCUGGACGGUCACUGUUUUUCUCUUCCAGAGUUCCUCCUUGUCGGGCUUUAAACUGCAAAGUCAGCAUUCUCCCUGGAGCUAAGGACCGGAACCAAAACUGUGAGGAGGGCAGUCCCCACCGCGGUUCGGGGCGGCCUGUUCCUUACAUGGUUCUUCCUCCUUCCCCAGAGCUGCAGUCCUCGUUUUAGAGGAAGGCGCAGGUCUUACUGAUCACCUUAGGUCUUCAGCUUUUCCCGCCUCGACUCGGGCCCCGACCUGGACUACUGUCGCCCAUUUCGGGGCGGGUGGGGGCCUUCGUCUGCCCGGCAGCGGCGGGCGGAGCGCCAGGGGGACAAGAGCGGCCUUGCGUCCUUCCCUGCGCCGCGGGCCUGCGUGCGCGCUGGCCUCGCCCUCCCGACUCAUGGUGUGAAGGGAGCCGCGGAACGCAGCGUCCCCCUGCUCUUCUCUCAGGGACUCUCGGGCCGCUCCUGCCGCAGAGCAGGGCCCGGCCCGGGCCACCCCGGCGCCCCCACGUGGCCUCACGGAAGAAGGCGAAGAGCCGCCGGUCUUCUCGGGCAGCGGGAGCCCCGCUCCUCCGACUCCGUUAGGGCAGGCGGGCAUCUCUGCAGAUGGCGCUCGUGCAAGGGCGUGAUUGGGGGUGCAGGCGGGGGGACUUUCAGGGGUCCCCUUCACACCGGUCCUGCCUCGAGUGACUUCAGGCGUGUUCGUGCCGGAGUUCGUAAGGGGACGGGGGGAGGUCUGGGCCCGUCGGGGCCCCACCGCCGGCCGCGUGCCCUGCACUGGUUCUCACAAAUACUACACAGAGAGGCACCUGCGUCAGUAUUCGUCUAUUUAUCAGAGGUGUAAAUAAUCCAUGUAUAGUUUUUCUCCUUUUAGAUUAUUUUGUAUUUGUUUAAAAAAAGUUUUGUCAAAAUAUAAAAUAUAAAGAAAUGACUGAAAGUUGUUGACAGGGUUUUAAAAAAAAUUAUAAUUAUUAUUCCAACUGUUUUUUGUUCGUUUGGUUUUUUUGCAUUGUAAACUAGCACCAAGGGACUGCAGCAAAUAAACUCCAGAUCUGCCCAAAGCA